This is a messenger RNA of Suillus discolor, 1926 nucleotides long. Its product is annotated as glycoside hydrolase family 55 protein. The transcript is spliced from 19 exons. NCBI's taxonomy places the organism in Eukaryota, Fungi, Basidiomycota, Agaricomycetes, Boletales, Suillaceae. Bases 1 to 1926 code for a protein of 641 amino acids. The record is from RefSeq and is a predicted model, not a curated record.
AUGUCACAUUACUCAAAGUCUCUCCUGUUGAGUUCACUGUUUGCGUUAUCCACUCUUGUCUCAGGGUUGGGCAGAUCCUGCUCAGCACCGUUGGGUAGUGGAACAGCGGCUCCAAGCGAUCCACCCGAGUUCUUACCAGGUUUUCAGGAAUGUCAAGGAUUUGGAGCCAAGGGCGAUGGUGUCACUGAUGAUACUGCUGCUAUCAGUUCGGCCAUGUUCUCCGGUGGACAAUGCGGCGGCGGAUCUUGUAAUUCCUCCACUGUUACUCCUGCCAUCGUGACUUACCUCGUCUCCUCGGCGAUUGAGACGUACUAUUACAUGCAGAUUAUUGGGGAUGCAAAGAAACCUCCAACCCUCCUUGCCAGCUCGUCUUUUAAUGGAUUUGCAGUCAUCGAUGCUGAUCCUCACAUUCCCAAUGAUUGGGGUGCUCAAUGGUUCACUAACCAGAACAACUUCUAUCGUUCCGUUCGCAACUUGAUAAUCGACCUUGGGCAAAUCCCUGCAUCAAUUUCUGCAAUUGGUUUGCACUGGCAGGUUUCGCAGGGCACUUCGCUCAUCAAUACCGUGGUCGAGAUGUCCACCGCUUCUAAUGACAGCCACCAUUGGAGGUAUGUUCAUGGAGAAUGGGAGUACGGUAUUCAAGUUGGUAACCUACAAUUUACGGUUCGUAAUCUGACCGUCAACAAUGCCGCAACUGGCUUACCGACAGCUGUCUCUGGCAUCUGGAAUUGGGGAUUCACGUUUCAAGGAGUCACGAUCAACGAUUGCGAAGUAUGUGUUGAACUUACCGUCGGUUCAGAGGCUAUUAUCGAUGCAGUUGAGACUAAUACUACCAUUUUUGUUCGCUCUUCGCUGAGCAAUGUUCUCACCGCAGUUGGUGUUACAGGUGGAAUCACAGUUCUUGCUGGUGGUACGACGACAAUCGCUUCCUGGGGUCAAGGAAAUGUGUAUUCCGGAACCAGUGGGUCCAAGACAUUUACACAGGGAAACAUCGUUUCUGCAAAUAAGCCCUCCGUACUUUUGGAUAGCGCUGGACAAAUCUUCGGAAAGGUUUAUCCUCAGUACGAGAACUAUGGUGUCAGUCAAUUCAUCAGUAUCAAGAGCCAGGGUGCAAAAGGCGACGGCCACACAGAUGACACUACCGCUAUUCAAAACACCCUUGAUGAGUACGCUGGAUGCAAGAUCAUCUUCUUCGAUGCCGGAACGUAUUAUGUGACCAUCCCCACUGGAGCUCAGAUCGUCGGCGAAGCCUGGUCAGUCAUUAUGGCUGGUGGGAGUGCUUUCAACGAGCAGAAAAACCCUUGUGUGGUUAUUCAAGCAGGCGCAGCGAAUUCCCAAGGUGUCCUGGAGAUAAGCGAUAUGGUCUUCACCACUGCAGGCCCUACUUCCGGUGCCACCAUGAUUGAGUGGAACGUACAUGAUCCAUCUGGUCAGCAAGCAGCGGCGGGAAUGUGGGACACCAUAUUAGCUGUCGGAACAAACAUGCAGUAUUCACAAUGUCCCCCAGGCUCUGUCAAUAGCGCCUGUCAAGCUGCUUUCCUUGGGAUACAUUUGACUUCUGAAUCGAGUGCAUACCUUGAAGGCACAUGGGUCUGGACCGCCGACCACGACCUUGAUACUUCCGGCUCCUCUAAUAUCUCGAUCUUUACUGGUCGCGGGAUUCUUGCCGAGUCUCAUGGCCCAGUAUGGCUUAUUGGCACAUGCUAUUUUACUUCAUGCCAACAGACUUCAUGGGUCGGAGUAAGAUGGCGGAAACCACAUUUACCUUGGGGAUAUCCUGGACCUUCCCUUACUCACACAGCUCGCCCAGGAGUCAAUCGACUCCUGCCCGAUGAACAUGAGAUGAAAAUGAGAGGUUUGAGUCCAAUGGCCCUAGGCCUGGUGGUAGUGUGCCAGUCAGAAUUGGUAUUCAUGGAUGAUGGAUAA